AUGCACUGCGUGUCUCUCUAUGUUCGGGGCGAGUGGUUCAGGGUGCCCUGUGGCGGCCCCUCGGUCUCUGUCCGUUCGUUGGGGUCCGAGGCUCUGCGGCGCUACCGUCAGGCCAAGAAGCUAGAGGACGGAGAUGGGGAGAAGGAGUUCAGCAUGCGGCGGUGUCAGGGUGGAGAGCUCCUUCACCCCGAGGACAGGGCACAGGACGUUCUGGAGGACGAAGACUUUGUGCAGCUGGCUGCAAAUAGGCAAACCUCUUACCAAGAGCCCAAAGAGUACAUUUCCCUGGAUGGCGAAAGUCUGACCACAGCCGCUCUGGUCAGCUUGGGUCAAGGCUUGUUCAAAAUAAAGCUAACCCCUGAAGCUGAGGAGAAAGUCAUAAAAUGCCGAGAGGUUAUUGACGCUUUUAUAAGAGAAGACAGAGUUGUGUAUGGAGUCAACACUGGUUUUGGAAUGUUUGCACGGACACUCAUACCCAAGGAACAACUGGUGCAGCUGCAGGCGAAUGUGAUUCGCUCUCAUUGCGCUGGAUUGGGUGCCCCAUUGAGUGUAGAGAGGACACGCAUGCUGCUGGCUCUGAGGAUCAAUGUCCUUGCGAAAGGUUACAGCGGCGUCUCCAAGGAAACCCUUGACGCUAUGCUCAAGGCCUUCAAUGCAUCCUGUUUGUCCUGGGUACCUGAAAAGGGUACCGUGGGAGCGAGUGGAGACUUGGCGCCCCUGGCCCACCUCACCCUGGGCUUGAUGGGAGAGGGCCGGAUGUGGUCACCACAGAGCGGCUGGGCUGAUGCCAAGGCUGUGUUGGAAGGCCAUGGGCUCAAACCUCUCAUGCUGAAACCAAAGGAGGGAAUCGCUCUGAUCAAUGGGACUCAGCUGAUGUCAUCUCUGGGUGCGGAGGCUGUGGAGAGAGCUCUGGGCGUGGCCAGACAAGCUGACAUCAUUGCUGCCUUGAGUUUUGAAGCCCUGAAAGGCACCACAAAAGCCUUCCACAGCGCCAUUCAUGCAGUGAGACCUCACCCCGGUCAGAUGGAGGUGGCUGCGAGGCUUCGCUCUCUGUUGGACUCGGACGUCUUCCCUUCUCAGAUCUCAGAGAGUCAUAGAUCAUGCGAUCGUGUUCAGGAUGCCUACACCCUGCGCUGUAUCCCACAGGUUCAUGGAGUGGUUCAUGACACAGUCGCUUUUGUCCAGAAGGUGAUUUCCACUGAGCUGAACAGUGCUACGGACAACCCACUGGUAUUUGCAGAAACCGGGGAGAUCAUGUCUGGUGGGAAUUUCCAUGGAGAAUAUCCAGCCAAGGCCCUGGACUACCUGGCCAUAGGUGUGCACGAGCUGGCCAGUAUCAGUGAGAGGAGGAUUGAGAGGCUGGUGAACCCGGCCCUCAGCGAGCUGCCGGCCUUCCUCGUCCAGGACGGAGGGCUCAACUCUGGCUUCAUGAUCGCACACUGCACUGCUGCUGCCUUAGUGUCAGAGAGCAAGGCUCUGUGCCACCCGUCCUCCGUUGACUCCCUGUCCACCAGCGCAGCAACUGAGGACCAUGUGUCUAUGGGCGGCUGGGCCGCUCGCAAAGCCCUGAGGGUGGUGGAGCACGUGGAGCAAGUGCUGGCCAUAGAGCUGCUGGCUGCCUGCCAGGCUCUGGAGUUCCUGCGUCCUCUGAAGACCACCACUCCUCUGGAGAAGGUCCACGAGCUGCUGCGCUCCGUGGUCAGUCCUUGGGACAAAGACCGCAUCAUGAGUCCCGACAUCGAAGCUGCUCACGCACUCGUCAGACAGCAAAAGGUCUGGAGGACAGUUCAACCGUACAUGGACGAAUACAAGAACAAGCUGAAGAUAUGAUCACGUAACGAUGCUACACGGUGCGAUGUGCUCUAUGUGCGAAAAUAAAAGACGGGGAGAAGUUUUUAACAUCA
Molecule: messenger RNA, 1904 nt
Organism: Perca flavescens (yellow perch)
Lineage: Eukaryota; Metazoa; Chordata; Actinopteri; Perciformes; Percidae
Product: histidine ammonia-lyase
Exons: 19
Coding region: 1-1830 (609 amino acids)
Biological process (GO): L-histidine catabolic process
Cellular component (GO): cytoplasm
Molecular function (GO): histidine ammonia-lyase activity
Source: RefSeq, a predicted model, not a curated record